AUACGAUAUGUCGACCAAAACUAGGAAAUUGCUUUUUUCAUACCCUGUAUAGAGCUCAUAGAUGAAGAACUCUUACUUGGGACUAAAGGCAAGGCUCUCCCAAGCCUGGAUUACUCCGUGGACAAUAUGUUGCUUAUAUAUUUUGUUACAAUUUCUUCUAUUCAACCGAAACUUACAAUCAAAGAUAGAUGAUAUAUCCAAAUCCGAGGCGGCAGCUAAAAGUUAUUCUUGUAAUAUAAUGCAAGAAAAAGUGAAUUCAAUUCUGAAUUCUCCUGGCAUGAUUGCGAGCGUUGUUGUUAAGCUUACGGAGAAAAGCAUCAAUUCUACUGUAGGCUUGCUUUUAUCUGGACUAAUUGAUACAAUAGAAGCAGCUGAGAAAACCAUUGUUUUCUUUAUUGAAUUCACUUACGGUACCUAUUUAUGUUUGUUGCAAUUGGCUUUAAACGGUGCCCUAGAUGCAAUGGUUGACGUAGGAGAAGAAAUAGAACAUGUUGUAAAUAGUACUCUUAAAGCAGUUUCUGAAGGAAUAGAAGACACUGUUAGCGGCUUUAACAGUGAAUUAUAUAAAGCUGAAUCCUCGUUUCGAAAAAUCGCUUCCUGGUUAGGCGAAGACGUCAAUUUGCCUAAUGUUUCAAUACCACAGAUCCAAUCCUUAAAAAAUUUACGCCUUCCCUCUUAUUAUGAUACCAAGCUUGAAAGUCUUCGCAAUUCUAUAAAUUUUGAUCAUGCUAUAAACGUCACAGAAAAUGCAAUCAGUGGCCCAUUAAAACUGGCUAGGUACUCUAUUUUGAAAGAUAUUGGAAAUUUUACAUUCGACAAUUCGUCAAUAUCUCAACCUAAACAGACACAAUUCACCGUUUGUUCCGAUAAUAAUGCGGACGACUCAUCAAGCUCAGUUUACACCGUAUUAACUACUUUAAAAUAUACAAUUUUUAUAAGCUUACUGAUUUCUAUCAUUGGUUUAAUCUUGAUAAACUUUUUCUAUGAAGGUUGGAAAUGGUACAGACUGAAGCGGAGAGCUUCUCUCAUUGACGAAUAUAUAGAAAAGAACAUGUUCGAAGAUACUCGAGAUCUAGUGACCUAUUUGGAAUCUCCUUUGCUUUGGAAUGUGAAGCAAAGUAUUUCUUUUCUGCCUAUUCCCGCGCAUUUAAAGUUUCGCCUGCGAUGGUUUAUUUCAUACAUUUUUUAUCCGCCUGCCACCAUCUUACUAUUUGUAGGAAUUGCUUCCCUUUGUUCUUGCUUGUGCCAAUUAUUGGCUUUGCGGAAGUUGAACAAUUUAGAGACGUCUCACAGCACGUUCUCUAAUAUAUCUUAUCAAGACAUGCAAUAUACUUUACAAAAUAUAUCAUAUGAUUGGUCCAAUAAUACAAACCAGGCUAUUUUAGCUAACCAAAGGCGCAUUAACGACGGUAUGUUUGGGUCGAUAUCGCAUACUACACUUUCUUUAAAUCACACUUUAAGUGUAUUCAUGAAUGAAGUGAAUUCUACCGUAUCCUCUAUCUUUGAAGAUACAAUAUUGAAUAAAGCCGUGCAAAAUGUUUUAAACUGUUUACUCUAUCAUAAGAUUGAAAAUUUUGAAAAAGUUCUUACUUGGGUUCAUAAUAAGUCUCAUAUAAACUUACCACUACUUCCUGGGGACGUAUUAAGUGAACCCAUCAGUAAUCAAACUUUAAAGAAUGCUCUCAUGUCAAAUUCGACACUUUCACAAACUACUUCAAGCGGUCUUACUAAAGUCCUUAAUACCCUUGAAAAGUCAGUAAUAUCUGAGACUAAACAAUCAUUAUUGUUUAUUUUAUUAUGGUUAGCUGUUUGUGCCUUAGGUUUACUUGCUCUACUGGCUGAUGCUGCAAAACUCAUGGUCUUGAAAACUUUUACUUUUACAUUUUCAAAUCUAUUUAAAAAAAAAGCUAUAAUCACGUCACCUUUCGACUCACUAGAUUUUCCGGUUAUGGAAAACCGCACGCCGCCUCCUGUACCUUUAAGGUCUUCUGAUGUUUACGAUUUUCAAAAUACAACUUACGACACUAAGCAAUUUAACGACAAUAAUUUUAAACCCCCAUUGUCGCCAGCAGACUUGGCGUUGGAAGUACCUAUAUCUCCAGCAUUUAAUUCUGAUAUUUAUUUUAAUAAUUCUUGCAUAGAAUAUGAUGAAAAACAUCGCUAACUAACAGAUUAAAUUUUUGAAGAACUUUUAAUAUAUCACUAAUGCCCAAAAUAUGUUUUACUUAGAAACAGGAGCGCCACCACGUCCUCCGACGCUGGCAAGCUUUUCCAUAGUUAAAGUAUCCAAUUUUAUCUUUGGUAAUUCCUUCUCAGCUUCUUGAGUAGGCUUCUUUAAGAAUCCAAUGGAAACAAGAUAAGACAGAUAAAGUCCCAUUUCUCGUUCAAGUACAGCAGCUCCAGCCGAUACAUCAACCUUGGUCCACUCUGUAUCACGUUUUAAGAUCUCACGAGCAUUGGCAUCAUCCAAGUCAGGAGCCUUAGUAUUCGAUGGGAGAUUAUCAAGAACAAAAUGUAGCAAAGGAUAUAAUGCACUGUCAUGAGAUUCAUGAACGACAUAUUUUUCUAAAGCAAUUCGCCAAUUCAAAUAUUCGGAUUGCUUUGUACCAAAACCAAAUUUACUCAACGUUGCCAAAAAUUGAUUGAAUCGAAGACGAGGAUGGCUAGUAACGUGAGCAACAGUAACUCCUUCACCUGGGUGAAAUGCAGAAGCUGUCGUUACACGUGCAACAUGAUCUGUAGGAACCAUGUUCACAGUAUUAUUGAUGUUGGGAUAAAGCCCUAACUCAAUGCAACCCUUCAUCAUUCGAACCAAAAAGUCAUCAGUAUUGAUAGCUCCUGUUUUUGAAUCACCUAAAAUGUAACCUGGACGGACAAUAACUCCUCGUAAACCGCGCAAGCCAGCUUGUCUAACUAAGUAUUCAGCAACCCAUUUGCUUUGGCCAUAACCGGUUUGUAAACUAUCAGCUGAACCUGAAAGAGAAUCUGACUCAGGGAUACCAUCACCACCUUUAGAAGUAAUUUCAUUAGAAAGAUUGACAUAAUAUUCAGUAUCAAUAGUAGAUGUUGAUGAAACAAAACUUAAUGACUUCGGCUUGCCAAAUGAACAUAACUUGAGAGCAGUGAUCGUACCCAUAACAUUAGGUCCUUUAAGUUUAGAAUAAGGAUAAACCCAGUGUACUAAAGCACCGUUAUGUAUAAUAACGUCAACUUCCUCGGAUAAGCUGUUCCACUUUUCGUUGGCAACUCCCCAGUUUUCUAAAGCAAGAUCUCCAUUAAUCACUGAAAUCGACUUAACCCAGUUCUCGUUCCAGACACCGUAAGCAAUACCGCUAUCCCUGAGACGCUGCAAGCCGUGCUCUUCGGAAGAUGCACGAAUCAAGGCUAUAACUUUAAUAUUUGAGUUACGAGUCAUUAGAUCGCGAAGUAUAAAAACACCCAAAUAUCCAUUAGCGCCAGUCAGUAACACCGUCCCGGGGCUUUCAGCCUUUAAACCAGAGAAGGUAGGGAAUGACUGAGGAAGUAUAUUUGAAAGUUGGAUGGCAUCCUUGCCAUAUGCAACUUCUUUAUCUUUAGGUUCUUCCUUAGGUACAUCAUAUAAAUCAACCAUUUCUCCGGAUUUAAGUUUGCCAAUUUCUCUAGCCAGCCGUUCAAUUGUAGGUUCGCGGAAAAUUAAACCUAAAGGAACAUUAACAGCAUAUUUCUUCCUUAACUCAAAAAUAAGGCGGGUAGCCAAAAUUGAAUGUCCUCCAACGUCGAAGAAGUUUGCUUUCUUAUUUAAAUCAGUAGCAUGAGGAAUAAUGCUAUGCCAGAUAUCUUUCAUUUCUUGUUCAGCAACGGUUAGUGCCUCAGUAACCGCGUUUUUAGAACGAGAAAUAGAGGCAGCUGCUAAUUGAGAAGUAUCAGGAAAAGGUAAAGCCGGC
Molecule: messenger RNA, 3923 nt
Organism: Schizosaccharomyces cryophilus OY26
Lineage: Eukaryota; Fungi; Ascomycota; Schizosaccharomycetes; Schizosaccharomycetales; Schizosaccharomycetaceae
Product: conjugation protein
Exons: 2
Coding region: 62-2164 (700 amino acids)
Cellular component (GO): mating projection tip
Source: RefSeq, a predicted model, not a curated record